Messenger RNA from Rubroshorea leprosula, 3313 nucleotides. NCBI's taxonomy places the organism in Eukaryota, Viridiplantae, Streptophyta, Magnoliopsida, Malvales, Dipterocarpaceae. The record is from the annotation of a GenBank genome assembly.
CCAAAUUCUCUGUUUGCAAAAUUAACGUUUUGGCCUUUUGCCAGUAAGCGAUUUUGAGUGAAUGCUAUUUUUAGAUCCUGUGGCAAACUUGGGGAGGUCUCGAACAGAUCAUAGGCAUUGCAGUCAGUUUCAUCCGGCAAGAGCCUGUACUUUUGAAAUAAUAUUUGCAUCAAGCAGCGAAAGUAGCAAUACAAGGAACUUGUUUUGUAGUUCUUUUUGUUUAUGAGGUUGGAUACUAAAGUUGCUGGUUGUAUUUCACAUCAGUCACUCUUUUCUGGGGAUCUUUCUACUGCUCCAGUUUUGCUUCUUUUUUUUUCUUUUUUUUUUCUUUUUUUUGGUAUUAAGGUGGUUGAGUGUAUAUAAUAAUAUUGUACAUACUAGUCAGGCCUGGCUCUGGAUAGCUACUUAGAUUCCAGCCAUCGAGGGGUGGUGCCUCCAAUGGUGCCUUCUCGAGUAGCUGGAGGAUUAACUCAAUCUUCCUCAAGUUCAGGAAUUUUCUUCCAAGGAGAUGGGCAGUCCCAGGCUGUAGUUAACUCUCACUUGAGCUCAUCUUAUGUUAACUCUUCUAAUUCGGUUCCUGGUACUGGGCGCCCAACUCUGGGUCCAGUUUCUGGGGACAUGAACAAUGCAGUGUUGAAUAGCGUUGCAAACUCGGGACCUAAUGUUGGAGCCAGUUCUUUGGUCACAGAUGCAAAUUCAGCACUUUCUGGGGGUCCCCACUUGCAGAGAAGUUCAAGCAUCAAUACAGAUUCGUAUAUGCGGCCACCAGCAUCACCAAUGUCGUUUACUUCCAACAACAUGUCAGGUUCAUCAGUUGUUGAUGGAUCCUCUGUUGGACAGCAGGGCUCUCAUCAAGACCCGACUGCCCACAUGCAGCAGAGUCAGCAGCAACAAGGGGCCUCGAGUGCUACUUCCUUGCCUACAUCACAAGUUGGCCAGGUUUCACUUCCCAUGGGGCCACGAGUCCCUGGUUCCUACAUGCAAGACCCUAAUAAUCUAUCUCAGGUGCAAAAGAAACCAAGACUGGAUAUCAAGCAGGAAGAUAUUCUGCAACAGCAGGUGGUUCAACAGCUAUUGCAAAGACAGGACUCUAUGCAGUUACAAGGUCGAAACCCACAAUUACAAGCCUUGUUCCAGCACCAGCACCAGCAGCAGCAGCAGCAGAGGCUGAGGCAACAGCAGCAGUUUCUGCAGGUUCUACCCCAAUUACAGAGGGCCCAGCUUCAGCAGCAGCAACAGCAGCAGCAGCAACAGAUGCAGAUGAGGCAGCAAUUGCAACAGCAGGGCAUGCAGCAAGUAAUGAAGUGUCCAUAUGAUAAUGGUGUUUGUGCUCGUAGAUUGAUGCAGUACCUGUAUCAUCAGCGGCAAAGGCCACAAGAUAAUACCAUUGCUUACUGGAGAAAGUUUGUGGCCGAGUAUUUUUCUCCUCAUGCAAAGCAAAGAUGGUGUCUGUCAAUGUAUGAUAAUGUGGGGCAUCAUGCACUUGGUGUUUUUCCUCAAGCAGCUAUGGAUGCUUGGCAGUGUGAAAUUUGCAAGUCUAAGUCUGGAAGGGGUUUUGAGGCAACUUUUGAAGUACUUCCAAGGCUCAAUGAAAUCAAGUUUGGCAGUGGAGUAAUUGAUGAGCUUUUAUUUUUGGACUUGCCACGUGAGUGUAGAUUUUCUAAUGGAGUAAUGAUAUUGGAGUAUGGAAAAGCAGUCCAGGAAAGUGUGUAUGACCAGCUUCGUGUUGUUCGUGAGGGUCAGCUUCGCAUUAUUUUCACUCAUGAUUUAAAGAUAUUGUCUUGGGAAUUUUGUGCACGUAAACAUGAACAACUCUAUCCUCGCCGUUUAGUGGCGCCACAGGUGAACCAGUUACUUCAGGUGGCCCAGAAAUGCCAAAACACAAUUUCAGAAAGUGGUUCUGAUGGGGUUUCUCAGCAGGAUUUACAAACAAACAGCAAUAUGGUCCUGACAGCUGGGCGCCAACUUGCAAAGAGUUUGGAGUUGCAGUCACUCAAUGAUCUUGGUUUUUCUAAAAGAUAUGUGAGGUGCUUGCAGAUUGCAGAGGUUGUCAACAGCAUGAAGGAUCUGAUAGAUUUUUGUAGGGAGCAUAAGGUUGGGCCAAUUGAAGGCUUAAAAAAUUAUCCUCGACAUGCCAAUGCAGCCAAGCUCCAAAUGCAGAAAAUGCAGGAAAUGGAGCAGCUGGCGAAUGUUCAGGGUCUGACAACUGACCGGAGCACACUAAAUAAGCUGAUGUCAUUGCAUCCUGGAAUAAACAGCCCAACAGCCAACAACCAUCACAUGGUUGGUCGAGGAGCUUUAAGUGGUUCAGCUCAGGCUGCUUUGGCACUGACCAACUACCAUAAUCUGCUGACGAGGCAGAAUUCAAUGACUUCAAAUCCUACGCUUCAUCAGGAAUCACCAUCUUCCUUCAAUAAUUCUAACCAGAGCCCCUCUUCAACAUUCCAAGGGCCUGCUUCCAUGUUGCCUGGAUCCUUGCCUGCUAGUGGCUUGUCAAGUCCUCAUCUGUCUGCUCAACAGUCGCAGCAGCAACUGCAGCAACGGUCAUUAUUAAGUGCCAAUAACUUGAUCCAACAGAGUCAUGCACAGGCCACACAAGGUAACCAGGCCUUGCCGCAACAAAUGCUCCAGCAAUUGCUGCAGGAGAUGUCUAAUAAUACAGGAGUGCAGCAGCAAUCUCUUAGUGGACAGAAUGUGAAUGGAAGUUUGGUGAGAAAUGGAGGCAGUUUUGGAAGCAACACUUCUGCACCAGCUGCAGCUCCAUCGAAUGUGUCAGGGAGUGCUGCUGGGCCUGCUUCAAGCCGGAGCAACAGUUUUAAAGCUGCUGCUUCAAACAGCGACGCAUCAGCAGUUGGUGGCAACAAUGGAGUUAACCAAAGAGCAGCUGACGUGCCUCAGAAUCUCCAUUUGCAGGAUGAUAUUGUUCCUGAUAUAUCUCAUGAUUUCUCAGAAAAUGGGUUUUUUAACAGUGAGCUUGAUGAUAAUAUUGGUUAUAGCUGGAAGGCAUAACUAACCUACUCUGGCCCAGUUAAUUGCUUAUGAUGGGUGAGUGUAUUGCGUAAAAAUCUUGUACAGAUAAUCUGAAUAGCUGUCGAUUUUUCCUCUUUUAUCUCUUCUUUUUUUGGCUUUCUCAAAUUGUGGAAUUGUUGUGACAUCACUUUUAUUGUGCUAUGGUAGGCGUUUAGUUAUCUUCUCUUUCUAUAUUUAUAUAUAUAUAUAGGAGUCUCCUUUUUUUCAAGUCUUGCAAGUGUAAUCUAUUGGAUGAACUUAGAGAACAGAUUGGGAUUUCUAUUAAUAUAUAUGAUAUUUUACA